UUUUGGAGACGUUUUAGCAAUGACCGGAGGGACUUGGAAAGCUUGAAGCUUCUUUCACAAGUGAGUCUCAAACAACAAGGUUCACCGGGCAAUCAAUGGGACAUUUUGGCUGAACUUGCCUCACCGUCACAGCCAUUAAAUGACUCGUGUUGACUCGCUGACACUUCACCGACUAACUCUCCUCACAUCCACGAUGAGUUUGGACAAACUCUUUCACCAAAUCCUCCGGGCAGAACAACACUUCAGUGAGCAGACUCAGAAGUUGAAAGAAGUGAAAGCAGCCAUCAUCAGAAGCAACUCUCAGUUGAAAGCUACCACAGAAACGUACCAGAAGACCACUGAAGAACUUGAAGUGAAGGACCAGCAGUUGUCUGUGAUGAGGCUGCAGUGGGACUUGAUGAAGAAAUGUAAUGAGCAGAUAUCCCAGAAAAGCGAGGAGCUCCUCGCCGAGAACGCUCACCUCCAGGAACGUCUGGCAAGGAUGAAGACGGCGUUGAAGGACGAGGAGCGAGAAUUCCUGCAGGAGAUAUCCAGCUUCAACUGUGAUUUCAGUCUCUGCGGGAGCUCAGAGAUGAGCGGCCAUACGCUCGCGGACAUCCUCAACCUGGACAUGGAGGUGGACUCUUUGUACAAAGUCAUGGAGGAGAUGAUCCAGAGUAACUGUCACGUGAGCGACUUACUGAAACGGAAGAGGAGUCUCCAGCUUGAACUGCAGGCCCUCAAAAGCGUACACGCAGACUUGGAGCGGCAGCUGAGCGAGGCCAAAGAAAUGACAGCAGUUCUGCGGGCCGAAAGCCACGCUGCCGGUCAGAAGGCUUUCACGGACAGCGACGUAGUCACGCUGAGGAAGGAGCUGGAGAUGCACCAAGAGGGAGACAUGGAACUCCUGCUGGAGACCCUCAAGAUGGAAGUACAGCACCUCCAGAGCAGGGUGGACAGCCGGAAGGGCGGCGAGAAGACUUAGAAGCUGCACAUUGUUGUUCUUGUUUGUGGAAAGUAGGUUAACAGACAAGUUGACAUCGUUACCAUGGUGCGAUGAAAUAAGUUGGGAAAUACUCAAGUCUAUGUGUUCCUUUUGAUACAAAAAUAGUGCAAACUUGGAACCUAUAUUGUCAUUUAUAUUGAUUUGCAAUUUAAGUGUGGUACACACAUAUGUGUGGAUUUUGAGCCCUAUUCCUUCUUUUCCAUCAAAGUCAACAAAGGCCUGAAUAUAAGUUGUCUCUAAAAGAUGUAAUUAUCCUGUGAUUUGGGAAGUGAAGAGAUUGUUUUAUUUUUUUUGCUCGGAAAAUGGUCGGGCUGACAAUCGUAAAUGUUACUUUGAUUCUCCAUUCGAAAGUCAUUCCGUUCCAUUGUCCACCUGUGUGAGGAAAAACAACUCAGGUCAAUAUUUCAUUUAAGUAUAGAUCAUUGGGACUGGGUAAUGUACUUCAGUAAAUGUAGUCUAAAAUUAAGUUUAUCAAAGCAUUGCUGUAAAAUGAAUAAAGAUAAUGAGCCCAUAUCGCCCUGUUGUGAUGCUCAGCGAAGUCGAGGUGUUCAAUUAUAUCAAAGUAGCCUGAAAAAUCUCUUCAAUGUGGCUUCCUUAACGCUGAUCUCGCCAACUAGAAAUCAAAUGAGUUCAAGUGGAUGUCUUUGUAGUGUUGCUAGUCAGUGGUGCUAUGGUGUCCUCUAGUGUGCAGCGUGUAGAAUGUCUCUUCACUAACAUGUUGACUUGAGGUGGUCGCCUCAAUAAAUGUAAUUAUUGUGUUUACUGUUAAAGAACAUCACAAAAAUGGGAAGGUUAGUUCAGCUCAGUUUGUCAACUUGUUAUAAUUAAACUUCUACAGUUGAUGUUGGAUGGAGCACAAUCUGGGACCUUUUUCUCCAAUUACACAAAUCUACCUUUUUUUUUCACAAUUUAAAACAGUUUGCAGGUGUCGUAAUAGCAUGCCAGUGAAAUGCUUUUAUCAAAAUACCCCAAGGAUUAAGAAUCAUAGUUUACAACCAACAUCAUUAGCUCGUUUUGAGGAGGCAAUCCUGUCUCAUUGAAAUGAGCGACAUACACGUCGGCUUUCCUUACCAUGACAUCCUGGAGUGGAGCUUAUGGGAUUCUGAUUAGUUGUGUCAAAAAGCUAGCAUUUUCAUUGGUGAAGGCAAUUCACUUCAUACCUAGUGUGCACGGACACAUCUACACGCACAAAUUGACAAAUGGGGUCAACAGCUUCACCGAGGAAGCAAGUAGAGGCCGUCUGUUCUGCUGACCUUCCGCUGCCACGUCAUGGGUGGAGAAACUCGGUGUGGGCCCAGGUUUUAUGUAGCCAAAAUGUGACAU
This is a messenger RNA of Phyllopteryx taeniolatus (common seadragon), 2308 nucleotides long. RefSeq names its product coiled-coil domain containing 172 (gene ccdc172). Bases 140 to 964 code for a protein of 274 amino acids. The record is from RefSeq and is a predicted model, not a curated record. Lineage: Eukaryota; Metazoa; Chordata; Actinopteri; Syngnathiformes; Syngnathidae. The transcript is spliced from 9 exons. Gene Ontology annotation, cellular component: cytoplasm.